GUGAUUAGCAACACUGUGAAUGUGAAGCUCUCUGAAAAAGUUUUUCUGGUGAAAAUUGUUCGAUUUCUGCGAACAAAAAAGAAAACAAGGACGAGACUAAGGGAGAUAAAAGUAUGCGCUUCCUAUCGCUGAACAUCAAAGACUGCCUCGGCUGCAGCGAUGUGAGCGUGUCGUUCCCCCAAUCGAACAGCGUGCAUGUGCUGCUGUACAAGCCAAUGAGGCAGGAGCAGGCCCGCGACACCGUCAAUGUGGCCGUGACGCCUGUGGCACAGGCCAUACAGCUGCUGUGCACUCGGAUCUUUCCGGACGCCGAGAGCUUGGAGCGGCUGCCGCUGCUGGAGGUGGGACGCGGCAGCGUUUCCCUGCGCUUCCAGGUGUUGCAGCCCACACCCUCGGAGGAGGACAGCGACAGCGACAGCGACUGGGACCUGGAGCCGUCCACAUCGGCGCACGCAAGAGUGCGUCUCGAGGAGCGGAAGAGACGCCACGAGGCGGCACGUAAUCCCAAGAAAAUUAUCGUAGUCGAAACGGAGGUGAUGGUCGAGCGGCGAUUCGACGAUCCCCAGAGUCUGGACUGGGUCACCUUUACGGCGAACGGUGGCGAGAUCCUCAAAUGGCAGCUGGACGAGUUCCACGCUCAGUUCUUCGAGGAUCCCCAGUACUCGUCCAUCCAUUUGUGGGAUCUGCAGCACAGGUGCGCCGGCAAUUGGCUGCAGAUCAUCCGGGCGGACGGCAAUGGCUACAAAAACUUUCAGACCCCGGGCAAUCCGUUUGAGAUCUUUGCCAAGCUCUUCGUUCGCAAGGAGCUGGAUGGGGAGGAUUUGGUGUGCAAAUUGGCCGAAUCCUGUAUUACCGGCCACAAGGCCGUACUCCGCUCGGAGCGUCUGUUCGUGAUGCAGGCGUUCAACCAUGUGCGCCGCAUAUUCGAGUACAUCACCAUGAAGCAGUACACGGUGUGGUUCCUGGUGCCCGGCGCCCAGGGCCCUCAAAGUCUGACCGAAGAGGAUCUCGACUUCGAUUUGCGUAAUGUGCGCACUUCCAUCCGUAUUGCUGGCGACAACAGGAACAUCUUCUGGAGCCAGUCCGAUCACAAUGUCCAGAACUUGCUGAUGGUCUCCUUCCAGUUGGCCCUGAGCAGCAUUGCCAAGCAAUCGGUGCUGAUUAUCAGCCAUUUGGAUAAGAUAGCUGAUUUCGUGACCUGGCAGAUUAUCACGGCUUCCUACAUGAACGACAUCGAUGCCCGUGGACCCACAGAUUCGAAAUGGGUCUGCAUGCGCUACUUGCAACGCAUCGUCGAAAUGGCCCAGGCCAACUGCAUCAUUGUCCUCAUCGAGUAUCCCAGCUUCCUGAGCAUUCUCUCCGACGAGCGGCAUGUGAUCAAGUGUGAGAAGCAGCCGGACAAAGAAUCCUGGGACGUUAAAGUUGCGUCCGCCGAAUCGUCCGAGUCCCGCUUGGAAAUCCUUAAGAAUGCCAUCGAUUUCGCGCUAGGCAGUGUCGCGCCCGCCACCCCUCAAGAAUAAGGCAUCUAUCAAGCGCUCAUCCAAUUUUAGUUUUACAAAUAUUUCCUUUGCUCCUCCAUUGUUCCAUUGCUCGUUUUGUAAUUACGCAGCCGCCGCCGCCGCCGCCGCUACCGCUCACGGAACAACAACAGGAGCUCCAUUCUUCAGCUCCAUUUCAAUUAGGGUUUUGCCGGCUGUCAGUUUGAAUCCCACACAGCCAGCAAGCCGAUAGAAAGCGCAUAUUUUUAUCUCCCUUAGUCUCGUCCUUGUUUUCUUUUUUUUUCGCAGAAAUCGAACAAUUUUCACCAAAGGCACGCGUCAUUUGCUGGCGAAAUGCAUUUUACGUAAACCUAAAAGCAUUUUAAGCCAAAUAUUUUCAUAAAAUAGUUAACAUUGUUAGGCCCUUUUAGACGAAGCCGAAGGAAACAGAACACUUUUUUUUUGUAGAAUUAUAUAUAUAGAUAUAUAUAUAUAGACUUAUAUAUAUAUAUGUAUAUAUAUAUAUAUAUAGAUAUUCAAGAUUUGGCAUUCAAUAAGUGCCUUGGUGGGGCCAAAUCUUACAUAUAUAACAUAUUCCAUUCAUUCAAAAAUAAUAUCAGAGAACAAGAGAUGGAUCCCAUUUAUUUCGAAAAAAUACACACUUUUUUUUUUAUUGUAUCAAGAUGAAUUGAUAAAAAAUGGAAAAAAAAUACACUAUUGAAUUCAAAACAAAAUAAAGCGAGCGAAGGAAAUAAUCAUUAAAAAAUCAUUAAAAUUUCACAAGGAAAACAAAAAAAAAUAUAAUUGGAAAAAAUUCUUUCUUUACAAAUACAUUUUUUUGUUUAUAUCCAAAUAAAAUUGAUCCACAAAAAUUAUGGAAAAAUAUCAGAAAGAAAAUGCACUGUUAAGUAACUGAAAAAUAAAGCGAGUGAAACAAAUAAUCUUUAAAAAUUCGAGUCUAAAAUUAAAUCAAUGUGCCAAGAGUUUAAGCCACAAAGAAAAAUAAUAAUAACCACAAAUAAUAUCAAAGAACAACAACA
Drosophila miranda is the source of this 2518-nucleotide messenger RNA. RefSeq names its product protein ORD-like. The transcript is spliced from 6 exons. The coding region runs from base 114 to 1520 and encodes 468 amino acids. The record is from RefSeq and is a predicted model, not a curated record. NCBI's taxonomy places the organism in Eukaryota, Metazoa, Arthropoda, Insecta, Diptera, Drosophilidae.